CAAAAAUGAAAAUGGUUAACUUUUCUGUUUUUCUAUUUAUCUUUAUUUUUACUAUAAUUACUAUUUUUAACAGGAACGUUGAAGCAUGUGAACAAGUAUGUUUUUAUGGAGCUGGUGAUGGUCUAGGUUAUUGUGAUUAUUGGUGUCAAGCUGAUAGUGGAGGACAUAAUUCAGGUUCAGACUAUGCUUAUAAUUUUAAGGAUGCAUUAGGUCGUGGUUGCACUGUAGAAGGUUCAGCAGAAACUUCAGUUCACUGUCCGGGUAUGUCUAAUUGUAGAAGCCACUCAUGGUGGGCUGGUAGUGAUUGUCCAGAAAGUGCCUCCCACAAGUGAUCAAAUGUUUUUAUUUUUUUACAAAAUCAACCAUCCUAAUAAAACUUACUAUUUAACCCGUUGAUGCUUUUAUACCAAUCAAAAGAUCUAUAGAUUUCAUUUCCAUGCUCUUUCCAUACUCAGAUAUCUCAACAGAUCUGGAUGAUAAAAUCGAAUUGACGGUAGACUUCAUGCGAAGGAAAUUACCAGCUCUAUAUGUUCCUCAACGUAAUAUGUCAGAUGAUGAUUCUGAUGAUACUCAAGAAGAACGAAAAAAAAAAUUCAAGAAUAACAAAAGAAAAAGUGUUCAUCAAAAAUUCAACCAGUCCAAAAAACAUAAAAAUCAAGAACGUUCAAACAUUCAUCAUGGUUUGCCCUCCAUUAACGAUAAACCCUUCAACUAUAAACAGAUACAAGAACUAAAGUCAGCUGGCAAGUGUACUUCUUGCACACGUCAAUACUCAAAAGAACAUCGUUGUCAGGAAUAUAUCCAAGAUAAAGCUGCCAGAGAACUCCAUCAGAAAAAGAUGCGUAUUAUGAAGCUGGAAAAAGAAAAAAUAUCAAAAAAUAUAAAGAAACUGGAAGAUAAAGUCAAUGAACAUAUUGAUGUUAAUAUGGAAGACCUCUCCGUUCAUGACUCUGAAUAGAAUCAUAGGACUUUUGCCCUGGUUAACACUGGUAGUACUUUUAGCGCCUUAGAUAAAAACUUUGUUAUAAAAAAUAAUAUAAAUUAUUUAACAAUAAAUAAAGGUCAUAUAAACUUAGCAGAAAAAGAAA
Messenger RNA from Halteromyces radiatus, 1088 nucleotides. RefSeq lists its product as uncharacterized. The record is from RefSeq and is a predicted model, not a curated record. The transcript has 2 exons. The annotation marks the transcript as partial. NCBI's taxonomy places the organism in Eukaryota, Fungi, Mucoromycota, Mucoromycetes, Mucorales, Cunninghamellaceae.